UUACGUCUCCCCUGAAGAGUCAUUGCGCUACGUGUACGUCACCCGGAAGCAGGAAGUGUUCAGGAGCUUGUGAGUUGUCGUGGAGGCUUUGCUGCUGUUGUCGGUCUCGUCUUCCUGUUGGCUCAAAUGGCGAGCUUCACGGGUCCGGGUCGGACCGGUCCGGGACUCUGGUGCUGGGCUCUGGUCCUGCUGAUGCUGGCGGAAGCGAGCUGGCCGGUGGCGGCCGUGUCGGAACCGGGGAAGUGGAACCUGGACAUCAAUAGCGCUGUCCUGAAGGACCAGACGUACUUCUUCUACAGUAAAACUCUGUUCAAUAACAGCUUUAUCAGUAUCAAAUUUGUGUCAAAAGACUGCACCGCCUCUCACCCGAUCCUGAACAUUUCCUGGUAUCUGAGGAGCUCGCGCUGCAGCGACGAAGUCUUCAACCUGGACAAAGAGCUGGCAAAAGACUACUCCGUGUCCGAGAGCGUCAAGAGAGAAGGAGGAACUGGGUCCUAUUCUUCACACACGUAUGAUACAAUCCACUGUGACCAUCAGAACCCCAAGUUCAACCUGAAUCAAUCGGAGGCGAUACAUCCACUGAAACCACUGCAGCAGGCACAGCCAAGCACAGGAAACGCUUCAGGGAGACGAAAGAGAGAGGCUCCAAAGCCACAGUCAGCAAAGACGAACGACACCGUCAAAGAUCAAAAACAGGCUGGGAAUCCUGGUUUCGAUGCUACUUUAUAUAAUGCUUUUAGUCACCGUCUGAUACCCACUCUGUUUGCAUUUGCAGUCGAGAUCAGUAUGAAGGGUCCACAUGGCUUUAUAUCGGCGUCCGAAUGGCCUCUAAUGAUGUUCUACAUGGUGAUGUGCAUCGUGUACGUGCUGCUCGCCGUGCUCUGGUUGGUUCUGUCCGCGUGUUACUGGAGGGACCUGCUCCGGAUUCAGUUCUGGAUCGGAGGUGUCAUCUUCCUGGGCAUGUUGGAGAAAGCCGUUUACUAUGCCGAGUUCCAGAGCCUCAGAUAUGAAGGCGUGUCAGUCACCGGGGCGGUGGUGUUUGCUGAGGUGCUCUCUGCAGUGAAGAGAACUCUGGCCAGAGUGCUGGUCAUCAUCGCCAGUCUGGGAUACGGCAUCGUCAAGCCGAGACUCGGCGCUCUGCUGCACAGAGUCGUUGGCGUUGGUCUGCUCUACCUGAUCUUCUCCAUCAUCGAGGGACUCUUAAGAGUCAACGCUGAUCGAGGGGACACCAGCAGUAGAGUUUUGUGUGACAUAGUGCUGGCCUUCACUGAUUCCUGUAUUGUCUGGUGGAUCUUUGUGAGCCUGAUUCAGACGAUGAAGCUGCUGCGCCUCAGGAGGAACGUGGUGAAGCUCUUGCUCUACAGACACUUCACCAACACGCUCAUCUUUGCUGUCAUAGCGUCGGUCAUCUUCAUCAUCUGGACCACGAAGACCUUCAGGAUGUCCAAAUGUCAGUCUGACUGGAGGGAGCUGUGGAUAGAUGACGCUUUCUGGCGUUUCUUGUUCUCCAUCAUCCUAUUGGUCAUUAUGUUUCUAUGGCGACCGUCAGCCAAUAACCAGAGGUACGCCUUCAGUCCUCUGGUGGAUGAAGAGAGCGAUGAAGAGGAGAAGGAGCCCAUGAUGAACGAGGCUUUUGAGGGGAUGAAGAUGAGGGGCGUGAAGAAUGAGGCCAACGGCUCAGCCAAAGCUAACAAAGUGGAUGAGGACCUGAAGUGGGUUGAGGAGAACAUCCCGUCAUCUAUUGCAGAUGUCGCCCUGCCGCCCCUGCUGGACUCUGACGAGGAAACGAUGACGACCAAGUUUGAGAUGUCCAAGAUGGAGUGAAGCACAAAAGAGAAGCUUUUUUAAAAAACAAGAGACUGGCAUCACCGAGAGGUACGCCCACGUGACGAGGAGGAGGGAGAGAUGAAGGAGGGAACCGAUGGGAGCGAGAGCUCACUGUCGCCGUGUGAUUUCAUCCCUGAACUUAUGAGCUUUGUAAGCCUUGACCUGUACAUACGCUGGGAGCAGAGUUGAUGCUCAGAUCCUUUUAUUUCCUGUUUGUACUUAUACGCCUCUCUGUAUACUCUGCAUACACAAACAGUAUAUUUUGACCGAUUUAACGUUAAAUGUUUUGUGUUUGUUGGAUUUUUCACGUUUACACGCGCAGGUGUCUGUCUCCUCACUGCAGUGGGUUUUGGGGACUUUUUUGGUUUGUUUGGUUUUUUAAGCUGAAUGAAAAAAUUGUGUUUUGAUUUCUUCAACCUGCAGAGACUUAAAUUGUGAAUCAUAAAAGUAAAAUGUGAGUAAACAUGGAGUAUUUCUGAUGAA
Messenger RNA from Pundamilia nyererei, 2310 nucleotides. RefSeq names its product transmembrane protein 87A (gene tmem87a). The record is from RefSeq and is a predicted model, not a curated record. The transcript is spliced from 21 exons. Gene Ontology annotation, cellular component: membrane; Golgi apparatus. Lineage: Eukaryota; Metazoa; Chordata; Actinopteri; Cichliformes; Cichlidae. Bases 127 to 1824 code for a protein of 565 amino acids. Gene Ontology annotation, biological process: retrograde transport, endosome to Golgi.